UGAUGGAGGGAUAUUUGGAUGGAAGCUUUAGAGGACUUGUAUUUUGUCCAUUGUAUCAUGAGACAUUGUAGUGACCUGAUUAUCUUGCUGCAGAACUACCAGUGUUUGAGCUUUCUUUGAAUGGCUUUAUGCAGAUGCAUCCAAUUUAGAGUAUUUUUAAUAAUCUGCUGAGAAAUACAUUGCAUGAAAGAUUGUAGGGCCAUCAGAAAUAUACAACCAAACAACAUGAAAUUCUUAUCCGGUCAUGUUCUAUAUUCAGGCAGCAGAUCCAGAUAUAAUUAAACAUUACUGCAAAUUUCUGUUGUAGUUGGUUGUAAAAUGUACAGUUGUUUCCUUUAUAAAUGUGUACUGUGGACAGAUUGUGUAGUUUUUUUGCAGUGCUUUUUGACAUGUCCUUUCUGUAACUAGUCUUGUAUUGUGUAUUAGCACAACACUACCAGGAAGGACAGUUUUGCAUCUGAUGAAAUGCAAUUUUUUUGAUGUUCUCCAAGUGAGCAAUGCCACGGUUCAGUCCUUGUCAGAAAUAUUCCUUACACUUGCUCUCAUACCUGUCCCCUUCCAAACAACAUUGGUAUCGUCCGAUCCAUCAGCAGGCAAGUCCAGGCCUGCCCUUUCGGUUAAUAAAUAGUCAUGAGGCCAAAAAGUGGGAGGUCCAAGAUUUGUUGUUAGCUGCAGCUAGAAGUUGACAGGGCCAGGACGGCUGGAGGAAUAUAGAGAAAUAUCCUCGCACUUGUCCUCUACACUCAGCCAUAUUCAGAGCUGCAGAGUUCAGCAGGCUUUCAGUGCGCAGGGGAAGGUAUUGGUUCUCACCGCACUCACCUGUAUGUGCGAGGUCACAUGACCAGCCGGGUGAGAGUGUGUGUCCUGACGGCCGCCCGUCCUGCGGGAGCGCUACAAUGCUGUGCGCAGGUGACCCGGCUCAUCACUACAGCACGGUAGGUGAGCUUCAUUCUUCAAAAGGAUAACGUGAUUCUAGUCCGGUCUGUUUAACAGAGAAGGUCAGGAAAAAAAGUGACUCUUUAACUUUUUUAGCAGCAGUGUGAUAAUGAAAAUAAAUUUUGAAGAAAGAAGGCUCAAUUUUUUUUGAGAUGAUCACAACGAUUUUGUUUAGUGAUCUGGUCCAGAAAAUCCUGAAGUACUUAUAUUACAAGUUAGAGGUUAGAAAUAGGUGACUGAUAGGUGUAAAUAAGUACGGUUGCUUUUUGCAGGCGAGUUGUUUGUGUUGUUAGUGUGUUUACUUUCAAAUUCCCAGAAGUUAAGGUGGCACUGGGGAGCUGAAGCAGAGCUAAUGCUUAUUUCACUGUGAUUAUAUAGCAGUAGUAGCAUUUGUUUCUUCCAAGAUGUUCACUGUGUGCCAUGUCUCUGAGAUUAAUACCUGUUGAUGCAUCUGCAUGGAUCUGUCAGUUAUAGUGAUCACUGAUGGAGUCUGGUUCAGCUUAUGUGGUGUAAAAGACAUGUUUUGUUAUGAAGACACUAUUUAAUGAGUCCUACAUUGCUUGAGCCUUGAGGGUUAAAUUUGAAAUUGAAAUUUGUGUCUUAACAUUUGAGUUGUUGAGAAAAUAUUUAGGCAAACAAUGGAGAGUGAUGAUCAUCAGCAGAUCAGGCCUGCCCAUUCCAAGCAUAAAAUGAUUAAUAAGAUGAUUUUUAUUUUUUACAUACUGUGCUGAUUUUCUAACACACACCUGAGUCACAUGCCUUGACUAAACAUGGUCAGUAACUGUAACACUGACUCAUUGCGCUACACUACCUGUGCAGUAGAGGGCAAUGUUUUUGCACUUUAGCACACGUUCGUCAUUCUGUUAGCUGUUAUUUCAGUUCCUUGUAGUUCCCCCAGUAAAGAUGUGUCUGAGCACGCUCUGAAGAUGUGCAGUGUUAUGUCACACUGUGCAUAUCGGUUCCCAUCAUCUCCACAAACCAUCCUUUUCAUCAUCUUUAUCCGGAAUAGCAGCAGAAUGAUAAGAUGAUAAGAUGUUGUAAAUAGAUGUGGACAUGGCUGGGAACCAAAAAUCACCAACUACUCACUCAGGGCUGCCUGGUGAUCAUAAUAAAACUCAUGAGAUUUAAUUUUCCUCUCACUUUCACUCACUUCUUUUUGAAAGAUUUUUUUGUGGUGUGUGAUUAAACGAUAAUAUUGCCAUAACAUGAGUUCAGUAUUAUGUGAAGUGGGAUGAAAUGGCAGUAAAACUUCGACAAGGCUAGAAUUGUAACAACUGUCAGUGUUUAUAUGAUAGAAUUCCACUGACUAAAACUAAAACAAAUUCAGCUCGUCUACACUGUCACCAUGCACUACUGGCAAAAAGAUUAUUAUUAUUUUUUUUAAUUCAUUGGAAUUUUCUCUACCGAAAGUGAUUUGCAGGUGAGGCAGAAAACAAUCCAAACAUACAGUGCGGUCCAAAUGUCAGAGAGCGCUAGUGAAAAUGCUUCUGUAAUGCUACAAAUGAUAUUAUCAGCAACACUUUGUAAAAAGUAGAAUCUAGAAAUAUUCAUAUGAAUUUCAGAGUUUUUUGGUAUUUGGUAUGUCCCCUUUUUGCUUUAAUGACAGUGUGCACUCGAGCUGACAUAGACUCCAUACGUUUGUGUAAAACCUGAUGAUCUAUGUUAGAGCAAAUCCAGAGUGUCAUCUGAACACGGGCUUCAACAGAAGGGAUAAGACUCACAGACAAUCAGAUCUUUUGUACAAAGGAGUUAACAUGGUUAAUAUCACACAUUUGCUUACAUUAAAUAGUGACCUAGAAAUUGUGCAAAAUCUUGAAUACUGAAUUGUCAAGAUGUUGCACAUUGCAUUUAGAAUUUUAAAAAAUUCUAAAACUUUCUGUUUAUUUCCAGUUUUAAAUAAUAACAAAUCCCAGAUUUUCAUUUUGGUCUCAGACUUUUGGACCCCACUGUACAUCUGAGCAGUUUGAGGUAAGGCUGGGCAAUAUGAAAAUAUAAUAUUGAUAUCAGGAUAAAUUAUAUUGCAGUUCACUUUCUGAUAUAUCACCAGUAUAAAAUUUAAAAAGUUCCAAUAUUUACACCUGGAGACCAGAGUUGAUACAGUUAUCAACAUUUGGAAAAUGUUGUAAUUGAAUUUUUUGCUUAUUUAUCUGGAUUUUUAGUCAUGGAUCGAAUAAAUAUUAGUCAUUGCAGCUGUAUUUGUGUAAAAUUUGAACAGUUGUUAAUGAAAUAUACAUAUUACUUAAGAUUAUUUAAGGUUUGUUAACGCUGAAAUAAUGCUAGGUAAGGAAACCUUAGUCUAAAGCAUUGCCAGUAAAAGUUUUAAUGCUCUGGCUUAGUAUGAGUCAUUGCCUCAAUGAUGCCAAGCUUUACCUCAUGCACUUUACGUCUGACCAUCUCUCCGUUCGGACUCAGUAAGCUGUAAGUGACAGUCUGACAGAAAGCGAGCUGUUUGGGUGUGCAUGUGUUACUCCUAUCCUUAAUCCGUUAGGUCAGAAAGAAUGCUUAGAUCGCACAUGUACACACAUACACACACACACACACACACACAUGCACAGAGUUGUGCAAAGGAGCGUCUUUGUUUUUGUCCUGUUUCGACUUGUUGAACGACAUGUUCCAGCGUUGUAAUGAGGUUUACCUGAGUGUGUGUGCAAGUGUGUGAGUGCACACUGAAAGGACGCUCUUCACAUUAAACAUUUUGAGCGCUGACAGUGCAGGUUUGACUCCACACCUGUGUGGAAAGCCCCCGGUUAUGAGGGCAAAAAAAUUUCAAUGCACUAUUUUAGGGAGCAGUGUGGGGGAGUGGGCAGAUGAUUGUAAAGCAGAGAAAGAUUUAAAAGCAAUUAACAUGUUAGAGAUUUUAAAAACAAUUAAAACCCCUCCCCACUGUGUGUGUGUGUGUGUGUGUGUGUGUGUGUGUGUGCGUAUGUGGGACAGAAAACAAAUACACUAAAGACUGAAAGGCCCUGGAGACAUUAGCUUAUCUCUCUAAGCCACUUAAUUUCUCAUUGUCUUCUAGUCGAAGGUUUAUAUACAUAUAUAAAAACAGUAUAAAUAAGAGUAAUAUUCUUACAAACACACCACACAGAUUCAUUUUUAUGUUAGAACCAUGAUGUGAGCCGUAAUUUUGAAUGACAAUUUUCCACUUUUAAAAACAUAUUUCUACCUUAAUAUGGCUUUUUUUUCUUGUAAACACCUUAGUGAGACAACAGAGAGUGGAAUAUUUAUGGAAAAUUCUUGAAAAUUAAUCAUUAAUUAAUAAUUAAUUUUUGCAUGUACAUUUUUUUUCAGCUAAAAAUUAAAAUCUCAUUACACUAGUUUAUUAAAAUGGUAGAAUAUAUUUUUGGCAUGCCAUACACACACCGUCCACUUUAUUAUCCAACCUGAAGAUUGGAAAAAGACAGAGUGACGUUUUUCCAAUCUUCAGCUGUCCAGUUUCAGUGAAUCUGUUCCCACUGUAGCCUCAGAUUCCUGUUCUUGGCUGACAGGAGUGGAACCUGAUGUGGUGGUUCUGCUGUUGUAGCCCAUCCUCCUCAAUGUGUUGUUCAUUCUGAGAUGCUUUUCUGCCCAACACGGAAGUAAAGAGUGGUUAUUUUAGUUAGCGUAGACUUCCUGUCAGCUUACACCAAGCUGGCCAUUCUCCUCUGACCUCUCUCAGCAGCCGCCUGCAGAAUUGCCCCUCACUUGGUGUUUUUUGUUUUUCGCACCAUUCUAUGUAGUGCGUGCAAAUCCCAGCAGUUUCUGAAACCAGCCUGUCACUAAGAUCACCAUUCUGAUGGUUGAUGUGAACAUUAACUAAGGCUCUUGACCUGUAUCUGCAUGAUUUUAUUCAUUGUGCUGCUGUCGCCUGAUAGGUUGAUUGAAUAAUUGCGUUAAUGCAGGUGUACAUGUGUUCGUAAUAAAGGGGACGGUGUUUAGAUGAGCUCUAAACAGUUUAGAUGAGUGCAUGAAAGUGUUGUUGUUGUUGUUCUUCUUUUUUUGACUGUUCCCAUUUAGAGGUUGCAACAGUGGGGUCUCCGUCUCCAUCAUGGAAAUCCAGUUUAUGAUCCGCAUAUUUGAUAUGAUACAGGUUUUACACCAGAUGCCCUUCCUGAUGCAACCCUCCCAUUUUCUCUUGGCUUGCGACCGGCACUAAGAGUGCACUAGAUUGUGCAACCCCAGUGGAUGGGUUUGGCUCCCGACGUAGGGUUCAAGCCCACGACCCUGAGAUUACAAGUCUCAGAGUGCAUGAAUGUGUAUGAGUAGUAAACUUAUAGCAGAUGAUUAAUUUUGCAAUAUUGCAAAAUAAUGUAGCAAUUUCUCUAGAACACCAUAAUAAAACUAUUUACUGCAUGGAUACUGAACUCUUCCCUUUUAUAAUUAUUUUUCUUUCAGUGUUCUCUCUCUCUCUCUCUCUCUCUCUCUCUCUGUCUAACUGUUUUACUGAGAGUGUGUCAGACAGGUAGUGUUGCCGCAGCCCAGACUUGUGUGAGGUGUUUUUCUGCAAGUAUGUACUUGUGCCUGGGUUGUCGUCUAGCUAAGGGCAUGUCAUAAUUAGGACAACGUUUGCCUUCCUUCACUCCAUCCCCCCGAAUCACUCACUCUCAGGGCUGCUAGCCACAAGGGUCACAGCUCAGAAGAGUUGCUCUGGGCAGAACUGUUGCCAAAGAAAUACCGAGAGAGAUGUGAAAAUGGAGGGCUCAUGGUGUUGAGAGAGUGUGUGAGGAUAUGCGCUGGCCUCUGUGACUGAACCACCUGCAUCCUUGUACUGGAGGCUUUACUGGAUGUAGUUAGAGAUUAACUGGGGAACCAGCAUUCAACCAACUUGGACAAUGUACUAUGUGAAAAAGAAGCUUACCUGUCUUUCCCUCCUUUUCUUCUCUCUCUCUCUCUCUCUCUCUCUCUCGACUCAGUCUCAGUAUAGCUUGCUGAGCAGCAGUAUGGAGCAGGGAUUGGGGAACCGUGCGGCGUCCACCAGCCCCUACAGCUCCGAGACCGCCUCUAACGUACCCACACCGUCGUCCUACUCGCAGCCCAACUCCACCUUCGAGGCCAUGUCUCCGGCCCCGGCCAUCCCCUCCAACACAGACUACCCUGGGCCGCACGGCUUUGAGGUCACCUUCCAGCAGUCCAGCACCGCCAAGUCAGCCACCUGGACGUAUUCUCCGUUGCUGAAGAAGCUGUACUGUCAGAUCGCUAAGACCUGUCCGAUUCAGGUGAAGCUUGCCUCGACUCCCCCGCAUGGCAGCGUGGUACGAGCCAUGCCCAUCUACAAGAAAGCUGAGCAUGUAACCGAAGUGGUGAAGCGCUGCCCCAACCAUGAGCUUGGACGUGACUUCAACGAGAGUCAGUCAGCUCCAGCCAGCCAUUUAAUAAGAGUAGAGGGCAAUAACUUGUGUCAGUAUGUGGACGACCCAGUAACAGGCAGACAGAGUGUGCUUGUACCAUACGAAGCCCCACAGGUGGGGACAGAAUUCACAACAAUUUUGUAUAAUUUCAUGUGUAACAGUAGCUGUGUUGGUGGAAUGAACCGCAGACCGAUUCUCAUCAUCAUUACUCUGGAGACAAGAGAUGGUCAGGUGCUGGGUCGGCGCUCUUUUGAAGGCCGGAUAUGUGCAUGUCCAGGUCGAGACCGCAAAGCAGACGAGGAUCAUUUCAGAGAACAGCAGGCACUGAACGAGAGCGUGGCCAAAAAUGGCAAUGCUAAUAAGCGCAAUUUCAGACAGACACCUCCCAACAUUCCCGGGCCUCCCAUCAAUAUAAAGAAGAGGAGACAUGGGGAAGAGGAGAUGUACUACAUCCCAGUACGAGGCAGGGAGAACUUUGACAUCCUGAUGAAGAUAAAGGACAGUUUAGAGUUAGUGGAGCUGGUGCCACAGCAGAUAGUCGACUCCUACAGGCAACAGCAACAGCAGCUACUGCACAGACAUGGUCAUGUGACCUCUCCGUCGCCCUAUGGAACACCACUGAGCAACAUUAACAAGGUCCACAGCAACAUCAGCAAACUUCCUUCAGUCAACCAGAUAGUGGCGCAUCAGAGCCAUCAGAACGCAGGACCGUCUGCCAGCAUGGUGCACAUGGGUGCGAACAUGCUGGGCGGCCACCACAUGCAGUCGAAUGGAGACGUGAAUGGUGCGCACUCGGCCCAGUCGAUGGUGUCAGCGUCUCACUGCACCCCGCCUCCACCCUACAACCCCGACCCCAGCCUCAUCAGCUUCUUAACCAGCCUGGGCUGCCAAAACUGCAUCGACUACUUCACAUCGCAGGGCCUCCAGAGUGUGUACCACCUGCAGACCCUCUCCAUGGAGGAUCUUGGAGCUCUUAAGAUCCCAGAGCAGUUCCGUUUGGCCAUCUGGAGAGGCCUCCAGGACAUGAAGCAGGGCCAUGAUUAUGGCCAGCAGCUUAUUCGCUCCAGCAGUAACAUGGCCACCAUGGCCAUCGGGCCCGGAGGUGAACUGCAGCGGCAGCGUGUCAUGGAGGCUGUGCACUUUCGCGUGCGCCACACCAUCACCAUCCCCAACCGCAGCACCACAGCCGGAGCAGACGAGUGGCCGGACUUCGGUUUCGACAUGCCCGACUGCAAGACUCGUAAACACUCCAUUAAGGAAGAGUUUGCCGAGAGCGACAUGCGCUGAGAUAUCUCACUAAGGCUCUCACAGAGACCUUGCCAUUUAUGCUGCUUUACUUUUUUUCUCCAUCAGACUCCUUUUUUUUUUAACUGAAAUGGACAGCUCUAUUUGGUUUCAGUGUCAAGUUAUUACUUUUUUUAAAGCAGUUCCUUUCAAACUUUUUUCUUUUUCUCACUUUUGUAACAUGUAAAUGCGACAGGAACACCUCCCAGAACUUUUUUUUUUAAAUGGACAACUAGCAAUUUUAUAAAUUAUAUCAACUACAACACAAUGCUGUGUAUAUAGUAACUCACAUUAAGGGACAAGGAAAAUAUGUUAGCACCAUAUUAUAACCACGACAGAGUUCACAUAUGCAUGUCUCAAAGAAUGUACACAACCUAUACAAAAUUCUAAAAAAUCAUCAAACCACAGUAAUAGUUUUUUCUGUAGCAUCAUGUUAUGUCUAGAUUUUGAAUGUACAGUGGAAAUAACACUCAGUAAUUUAGUCAUACUUUAGAGUAGGAAGGAAUUUAAAGGGCUCCUAGUAAGAAAUAUUUGACAAUAAUGACAAUUAUAUAACAGUGUCCUAUUGAAUCUUUCAUUUUGUGAAUAUUUGAAAAGCAAUCUGUCAGUAAAAUGAGGUGACUAUCAGAAAUGUGCAGCUCAGUUUAGCUACAUGUCAGGAUGAAAUUAUAAAAGAAAUCAGAUCAGUCUGGCGUUCCACUCAUAUGAAACCUAGUAUUAGUGAAUGUUGUUUACUUGGCAUAAAAUAUAUAUUGCAAAACACUGGAGCAUUACUUGGUUUAGAUUUUGAUGUGUUUAAAGCAUUACCACUAGCUCAGACAAUACAAAUGUCCCGUAUCGUGUGGUAUUAGCCUUGCAGGCCAAGGUUUUAUUUAUCAUACCAAACUGUCUGUCCAUCAGUUUAAGUGGGAAUGACUUUAAUCGGCCAUACUAUUGGAACAAUAUAGAAAAUAUUUGUGUAAUUACAUAUUUCUUUGCCCAGGUAUUUAUAUGUUUUGAGAAAUGACAUUGUGCUUUUGUUAUUACACUGCUACAGACUGGAUUAUUAUAAUGUUAAUGUAUUGCUUCCGUUAGAUAAACAAAAAUGGAGCAGAUCGAUCCUUCUUACCUGUGCAGUUUUAAUAAAUAUUUUUUAGAAGUUUUGCUACCCGAAUAAUUAAGUACUUGCACUGCCGCUGCAGUGUUACGUCAUUUAACACCGCCUUGUUUGUAAAUGUAUAGUAUUAAUUAGAUCUUGUGAUAUUGGAUUGUACUAUUUUUUUUCUUACUAUUUCCCCUUAUUGUAUAUACUUUUGGUUACGAACAGGCAGUUGUGAGACAAAUCACAUUUACUAUGAUAAUGGAUCACUUUACCUACAAGAAUGUAAUGGACUAAAUGCACAUAUGCGUUUGUCAAAAGUAAAGACUGAAAGAGAAUCUUCCCAAAUCCGUUAAACGGUCAGUUAAUAUUCCUCAGUUAGCCUGUUUCACUAACGCCUGAACAGUUCACGGCGCUCAAUGCUUUGUGCAGUUGGUGCUGGCUAAAAUCCACAAAAGAAAGCACUUUAUUGCUUUUGUAUAUUGUAAACACUGUAAUAUUUUGAUUGAUUGUGAUCAGUAUUAUGUCAGGUUAUUCAUAAGAGAUUUUAUGAAUGUUUUAAAGUCGAGAUGUCUUUUCUUUAAAAACAAAAAACAAAAAACAAAACCAUAAUGUCUAUUUUUGUUCAUUUCCAAAACGUGAUACAUGAUGUUUAUGUUUGAAUUGUGUAAGGUGAUUUUUUUUUUAUUAUUAAUAUUAAAGUGUGUAUUAUAGUAAUUAUAUCUGUUGUCAUUAAUAUCCUAACCCAGUUCAUUUCAGGAAAAUUAAACCACUCUGAAUUUUUUUUUUUCCAAAAGAAAAGAACUCAUGGCUUUUAUUUGGUUUAGAUGGGUUUUAAGUUUAGAGAUCAUGAUGACAGCAGUAAAAAAAGGGCUACUUCCAAACUUUUAUUGUUUUGUUAAAUUAGCAGAACAUUUUGUUUCCCACAGUAGUGAUAAUAGUAUAUUCAGAUGAUGUUCUCCCGAGUGGAGCAUCAAAUAUCUCAGGAAAACCCAUCAACACUCGACUUGUUAUUUUAACUAUACAAACUCCAGCCAAAUGACAGUUUGCAUUUCUGAGCUUGGUCCUGUUUAUGUGUUUUCUAGAUUGGUUUCUUGUUUCUUGUUGCAUCACCUGUUUUAGUUACUACCUUCUUUGCCUGUGAUUCUUUUAUUUAAAAAAAAAAAAGAAAAACAAAACUGGCACAUUCAUCCAUGAUUUCACAAACUAGUGCUUGUAGAAGAAAAUAUCUUAGCUUAACCCCCUGAAGUCUUAUCAUUCAGUUAUUCUUCAGUAACUUCUAUAAAUUAGAAAUAGAAAUGGGAUGUAGAUAAAGAGUGAGGAUGUCUGUAAGUCUGGACCUGGAGGUGAGUCUUAGGAGUUUAAGGGGUUAAGUAUAGGCCUAAGCACUUGCAGUACAUUCUGCCCAGCGCUGGAUAACAGUAUUUGUAAUCAGCAUUUCCAACACAUACGCUAAAAAUUUACUGUACAUUUUACAGUAAACAACUGUAAAUUCAAGGACCAAACCAUGGUAGAGCUAGGAUUUGAACACACAAGCUUCUGAGCUAUAAUUAAUAGCCUUAACCAUUGAGCCAGAACUAACUCAAUCAGCUUGUAUUGAUUCAGUGCAAUCUUUCAGUGCAAAUUAAUUCAGUGGUAAAAGUGGUUGAAUCAGCGCAAGCUAGUUGAGUUAGUCACGGUGGCUCAGUGGUUAAGGCUUUGCGUUACAGAUUAUAGAGAUAUGUGUUCAGAAUCCUGCAAACUGCCAUGCUUGUGUCCCUGAGCAAGAACCUUAAUCUUCAGCUGUAUAUUCAGUUGUAUACUGUAUCAAUUGUACCUUUUUUUUUAAGCAUCAGCCAAAUGAGCAAAUGUACUGGAUUAUUAUUUUAUACUACGUAAGAUAUUGCAGUACUUUACUCUAAAUAUAUUUUACAGUUGUUUACUGUACAUUUUAC
Molecule: messenger RNA, 10556 nt
Organism: Pangasianodon hypophthalmus (striped catfish)
Lineage: Eukaryota; Metazoa; Chordata; Actinopteri; Siluriformes; Pangasiidae
Gene: tp73
Product: tumor protein p73
Exons: 12
Coding region: 5745-7547 (600 amino acids)
Biological process (GO): apoptotic process; protein tetramerization; regulation of transcription by RNA polymerase II
Cellular component (GO): nucleus
Molecular function (GO): protein binding; DNA-binding transcription factor activity, RNA polymerase II-specific; RNA polymerase II cis-regulatory region sequence-specific DNA binding
Source: RefSeq, a predicted model, not a curated record